CACCUUUCCUAAGCCAUAUUUGUUUCUUUUAGCUAAUUCCAUACUUCUCUUUCAAGAAAUCAGUAAUUCUUUAAACCCUUCUAAUGGCUUCACGUGAUGCCACUGUUGAGCCAAUUACAAGCUCGGUUUCCGAUACAAUGCUCCCGUCUGAAACCGGAGAAACCAAGCUUCCGGUGAAGAAAAUCCCAGGUGAUUAUGGGUUACCUUUCAUUGGUCCAAUCAAAGACCGGCUCGAUUAUUUCUACAACCAAGGUCGGGACAAGUUUUUCAAAUCCAAAAUUCAAAAAUACCAAUCGACAGUAAUCCGAACCAACAUGUCACCAGGUCCAUUCAUCGCUUCGAACCCUAAAGUUAUUGCUUUACUCGACGGAAAGAGCUUUCCAAUCCUUUUCGACGUAUCAAAAGUCGAAAAAAAAAACCUUUUCACUGGUACUUACAUGCCAUCAACCAACCUCACCGGCGGGUAUCGGAUUUUAUCCUAUCUUGAUCCGUCGGAACCCACACACACUAAGCUCAAACAACUACUUUUUUUUCUCUUGAAAUCGAGUAGUAACCGAGUUUUCCCUGAGUUUGAAGCGUGUUACACUGAGUUAUUCAAAACGGUCGAAAAUGAACUCAAUGAAAAAGGCCAAAGUAGUUUUGAGAAACCUAAUGAACAAGCUGCAUUUAAUUUCUUAGGUAGAGCUUAUUUCGGUUCAAACCCGGUUGAUACUAAACUCGGAACCGACGGUCCGAGUUUGAUCGCUAAAUGGGUAUUAUUUCAACUUGCUCCGGUUCUUUCCCUUGGUUUACCCAAAUAUAUAGAAGACCUUUUAAUUCAUACGUUUCCAUUACCAUCUUUUCUUGUGAAAAAAGACUACAAAAGAUUAUACGAUUUUUUCUACGAAUCGGCCGGUUCGGUUCUUGAUGAAGCUGAAAAAAUGGGCAUUUCACGUGAAGAAGCUUGUCAUAAUCUUUUAUUCGCUACGUGCUUUAAUACCUUCGGCGGCAUGAAAAUCUUCUUCCCCAACAUGUUGAAAUGGAUCGGUAAUGCCGGACCGGACCUACACCGUUCAUUAGCAAAAGAGAUCAGGUCGGUGAUCAAAUCCAAUGGUGGAGAAUUAAGUUUGGGUGCAAUGGAACAAAUGCCGUUGAUGAAAUCGGUGGUGUACGAAGCUUUCCGUAUUGAACCACCGGUGCCGGCGCAAUAUGCAAAAGCAAAGGUGGAUUUGUUGAUUGAAAGUCACGACGCCGUUUUCGAAGUGAAAAAAGGGGAGAUGCUAUUCGGGUACCAACCGUUUGCGACCAAAGAUCCGAUAAUAUUUGAAAGAGCUGAAGAGUUUGUACCGGAGAGGUUUAUGGGUGUUGAAGGGGAGAAAUUGUUGAAACAUGUGUUUUGGUCGAACGGACCGGAAACGGAGCAUCCGACGGUGGAGAAUAAACAGUGUGCCGGUAAGGAAUUUGUGGUGUUGAUUUCUAGGUUGUUUGUGGUGGAACUUUUCCGACGUUAUGAUACGUUUGAGAUUGAAGUUGGGACAUCGACGUUGGGGGCUGCCAUUACCAUAAAGUCGUUAAAUAAAACAAGCUUUUAAGUACACUGUAAUUUUCGUCAAUGCAAGGGCUUUGUCAAAUGUGUCAUGUUUUUUCUUGAAUAAAUAAUGUAUUAUCGAGUGUUGAAUUUGCACCA
Molecule: messenger RNA, 1666 nt
Organism: Gossypium raimondii (Peruvian cotton)
Lineage: Eukaryota; Viridiplantae; Streptophyta; Magnoliopsida; Malvales; Malvaceae
Product: allene oxide synthase 1, chloroplastic
Exons: 1
Coding region: 84-1571 (495 amino acids)
Biological process (GO): sterol metabolic process; jasmonic acid biosynthetic process
Cellular component (GO): chloroplast envelope; chloroplast thylakoid membrane
Molecular function (GO): iron ion binding; oxidoreductase activity, acting on paired donors, with incorporation or reduction of molecular oxygen; heme binding
Source: RefSeq, a predicted model, not a curated record